AUGGCGACUUAUGGUGAGCGAGCUUUAAAAUUUCGUAACGAGACAGCACGAAAAUUAUUUGUAGUAGAACGAAAUACUGUGAAACUCCAAUAUUCCAAAGGGAUUUAUAAAAUAGUAGAAUGGGCAGAUAUUACAAAUGCACAUUCAUUAUCAGGUGAAGCAACCGAAUCAUACACUAAGGAAACUAUAAGAAUGGCAUGUGAUCAUGAUGAUUUUGUAAUUGGAUUUAUUUAUGUCAAUUCUCCUGGUAGUAGCAGUGAUCCAAAAGAUGAUGACGGCGAUGAUGAUGACGGAGGAAGGGGAAUUCAUAUAUAUGUUGCCAGGAUAUAUAGUACGCCAGAAGAAGUUAUAACAAAUAAAACUGAUAUUAUUAUUGUUGGUCGUGGAAUUUAUGCAAGUGGUAAAGAUGUAGUUGAUGAAGUGAAAAGGUAUAGAGAUACAGGAUGGAAUGCUUAUUUAGAUAAACUAAGAAUAUCAGGAAAAGAUCAAAUGAAUUUUCUUCGUAACUUAACUUCAAUUAUACCGCCAAUUGCCGAGAACACCAUUAAGAAAACCACUAAAUAUGGAGGAAAGUAUACUGUCACAUUGAUCCCAGGAGAUGGUAUCGGGCCAGAGAUUGCAGAAUCAGUUAAAACAGUAUUCAAAGAGGCCGAAGUUCCAAUUGAAUGGGAACAACAUAAUGUUACUGGAUAUACUGAAGAUAGCGAUUUGUUAUUUCAACAAAGUAUGGAAAGUUUAAGAAGAAACAAAGUUGCAUUAAAAGACGAUCAUCCAUCUUUUAAUGUUGCGAUGCGUAAAGAUUUAGACAUUUAUGCAUCAUUGGUAUUAAUAAAUAAUAUUAAAGGAUAUCCAACACGUCAUAAAGAUGUAGAUUUUGUUAUUAUUCGUGAGAAUACUGAGGGAGAAUAUGCAGGAUUAGAACAUCAGUCAUAUCCGGGAGUAAUAGAAUCACUGAAAAUUACAACUAGAGAAAAAACAGAACGAAUUGCACGAUUUGCAUUCGAUUUUGCGCUUAAAAAUGGACGCAAAAAAGUUACAUGUGUUCAUAAAGCCAACAUUAUGAAACUUGGAGAUGGAUUAUUUUUAAAUACAUGUCGUAAAGUUGCAGAAGAUUAUAAACCAUUAGGAAUUGAAUUUAAUGAUAUGAUAGUUGAUAACUGUUCUAUGCAACUUGUGUCCAAGCCACAACAAUUUGACGUUAUGGUAAUGCCUAAUUUGUAUGGAGCAAUUGUAAGCAACAUCGGUGCGGCAUUGGUUGGUGGACCGGGCAUUGUUCCAGGUGUAAAUAUAGGUAGAGAAUAUGCAUUAUUUGAGCCGGGAGCACGUCAUGUUGGUAGAGAUAUUCAAGGAGAUAAUAAAGCCAAUCCAACAGCAUUUAUUCUUUCAGGAGUAUUGUUGUUAAGACAUUUAGGACUUGAUGAUGAUGCUAAUAGAAUUUAUAAUGCAGUAAUUAAAGCCGUACUACAUGGAUCGGCCAAAACUCAUGAUAUGGGUGGCAAUUCAACAACAACAGAAUUUACACAUGAAGUUAUUUCUAAUUUGUAG
Entrophospora candida is the source of this 1545-nucleotide messenger RNA. The record is from the annotation of a GenBank genome assembly. NCBI's taxonomy places the organism in Eukaryota, Fungi, Glomeromycota, Glomeromycetes, Entrophosporales, Entrophosporaceae.